Dreissena polymorpha is the source of this 1889-nucleotide messenger RNA. RefSeq lists its product as uncharacterized. The record is from RefSeq and is a predicted model, not a curated record. The coding region runs from base 69 to 926 and encodes 285 amino acids. Gene Ontology annotation, cellular component: nucleus. Gene Ontology annotation, molecular function: DNA binding. The transcript has 2 exons. NCBI's taxonomy places the organism in Eukaryota, Metazoa, Mollusca, Bivalvia, Myida, Dreissenidae.
GUUCGCACGCGCUGCAGUUCGUUCCGGCAAUAAAGUUGGCACAGUUGGCGUUUGUUUUCCGGUCGAAAAUGCGUCAUAAACAGAAACAACCUAUCAGAUUGAAGAUCCUGAAGCAGUAUACCGCGGAUACCAUGCUGGCAGCUUAUAAAGCUGUAAAAGAAAGUCACAUGCCAGUAGAUAGAGCAGCUGUGGCUUUUGGUGUUCCAAAACAAACAUUACGGGACAGGGUUCUGAACAAAGUGAAAAUAGGAGCAAAGAGGGGAAAGGAUUCCUUGUUCACAUUGGGCGAAGAGGAGCUGCUGGUAAACCAUAUUGAAACCCUGGCACAGGUGGGCUAUGGUCUGAAUCGCGCACAAUUGAUCGUUCUUGCCGGUGAACUUGCUGUAAAGCUUGGUAGGCGCAAUUCAAAUGCCAAGCUGAGUAAUGUCUGGUACGAUACCUUCUUGAAAAGAUGGAAUCAUAGACUUAAGGUAAUAAAACCAAGGGCCCUAACAUCAACUCGGGCAGCAGGAGUGACGCAAGAACACAUUGACAAUUACUAUUGUGAACUGAAUGCUGUUCUUGAAAAGUAUAAUCUCAAGUCGAAACCACAUCUGAUCUACAAUCUUGAUGAGACUGGAAUACAACCUGAACACAGGCCAUCAAAAGUCAUCACUGGUGUUUCGUCGAGUAAAACACAAGAAGUAACCUCGCCAAACACAGGCACCACUACCAUAGUAGCCUGUGUAAAUGCAGCAGGUACUGCUAUACCACCCUACUAUGUCUUCAAAGGGAAACGGACAAACGACAAGUUCAUGAAUAAUGCAGCAGCUGGUGCAGCCUACACCAUGUCAGACUCUGGGUGGGUGAAUGGGGAAGUUCUCAUGAAGUACCUCAAUGAACACUUCUUGAAAUUCGUACAAAGGGGAUCUGGUGACAACAUUUAACCCAUCUUGUUGAUUUAUGAUGGGCAUUCAUCACAUGUGUCUCUCGACAUUGUAAAGUGGGCCAGACAGCAUCAUGUGGUCCUUUUUGUUCUCCCACCACACAGUUCGCAUGCCCUCCAACCAUUGGACAUAGCAUGCUUCGGUCCAUUCAAGGCCACAUUCCACAGUGAGUGCCACUUAUAUAUGGCAAAGGAAAGGGGUAGAAUAAUUACCAAGUAUGAAAUUGCAGAGUUGUAAGGAAAAGUCUACUUGAAAUCAAUGAUACCAAUCGCAAUACAGGCUGGAUUUAGAAAAGCAGGAAUAUUGCCGUUUGAUGCAGCCAAGGUCCCUGUUGAGAUGAUUUUGCCAUCGCAAUCAUUUCCGAAGAAGAUUUGCAACACAGAAGCACCGAGAAUGUCAAUGAAAGAACUUUUAGAUAACAAAAUGAUUGAGACGGCCCCAAAAACAACACAAGAUAUAACGAAACCAAAUGAAUUUCAGAUCAAAGACACCAUGCAAAAACCAAAAUUGGGGGGGAAGCCCAUUACUGAGGACGAGGUUUUCAAUCAGAUGAUAGAUUACCAACAUGAAAAAAAAGAAAUUAAUAAAAAGGAAAAGACAAGGAAACAGGGAGACGGAAAGGAAAAACUGAUGACCAGACACCGGGAUGCAGUAAAGUACUGGUACACAAAAGAAAAAUCGCUAAAGUUGUUGCUGAAGUUGUUGAAAGUGACAGUGACAUGGAUGAUGAUCCAGCCAACAACUGUUGCUGCAUACCUGUUGCGUAUGCAACAAGUUUUCUCCACCAGGAAUGGGCAAGUGUGAUGGGAUAGUUUUCGUAAAAUGGGCACAAUGCACAGGUUGUGGACAUUGGUGCCACCUUACGUUCUGUACAGAAAUCAGAGUUGUAAGAAGGCAUGCAGAUUUCUUCUGCCCACAUUGUCAGGACCGUGAAUGUUGAAUAACGAGGUUGUGGCCCAUUCA